AAGCAGCCCGCCAAGACCCAGAGACGGCCCGGCCCCUGCUGCUGCAGCCUGACCAGCCCCUAAAACACUGAAGGAGAACAGGAAAGGCUGCUCCCCCAUCCCCGUCACCCCCAGCGUGCCUGCCUGAGGAGGAGCGGCCGCCCACCACGCCUGGGACGCCCCCGCAGGACACCACCACCCGAGGCCAGGCUCUGCGGGGCCGCCGCUCAGGUAACACCACCACUCAGUUCCAGGUCCUCUCCAGUGAUGGCGUCGCGGCUGCCGGCAGUGUCCGGGCUGUACAACUACGCCCGGCUGGCCACCAACACCACAUCCUACAACAAGCGCAUGACCAGACUCAGCAACAACAUCUUCGGGGAGGUGGUGCGCCCAACCUCCAAGACGUCGCUGCGAGUGGUCAACAUGUUCAGCCAGAAGCCCCUCGACCUGCGACCUGAGAUCACGGACUACUACCCUCGCCACUACGAGACGCACAACCUCAUGAUGACCCUCAGGAAGUAUGGGCUGUACCGGGACGAGCACCAGGACUUCAAGGAGGAGAUGGUCCGCCUCCGAAAGCUGCGAGGGAAGGGGAAGCCGAAGAAGGGUGAGGGAAAGCGCUCCAAGAAGUGAUGGACCCGGCGCCGCAACCCUGUCUGGCCACCUUGUAAAUAAAUAAAUAAAUAAAUAAGUACUGUGA
This is a messenger RNA of Eriocheir sinensis (Chinese mitten crab), 679 nucleotides long. It is a transcript of the gene mRpS33, whose product is annotated as 28S ribosomal protein S33, mitochondrial-like. Gene Ontology annotation, cellular component: mitochondrion. NCBI's taxonomy places the organism in Eukaryota, Metazoa, Arthropoda, Malacostraca, Decapoda, Varunidae. Bases 247 to 612 code for a protein of 121 amino acids. The record is from RefSeq and is a predicted model, not a curated record. The transcript is spliced from 4 exons.